Messenger RNA from Clupea harengus (Atlantic herring), 1882 nucleotides. It is a transcript of the gene chrna1, whose product is annotated as cholinergic receptor nicotinic alpha 1 subunit. The record is from RefSeq and is a predicted model, not a curated record. Gene Ontology annotation, biological process: monoatomic ion transmembrane transport. Gene Ontology annotation, molecular function: acetylcholine-gated monoatomic cation-selective channel activity; transmembrane signaling receptor activity. Gene Ontology annotation, cellular component: postsynaptic membrane. NCBI's taxonomy places the organism in Eukaryota, Metazoa, Chordata, Actinopteri, Clupeiformes, Clupeidae.
UGCAGUAAAAAAAAAUACCCGUUGUCAUGUCUGAGUCAUACUGUGGCGCUCGCCAGUUGUCCAGCCUGCCCGGUUCAUAGCUACCGAAUUCGAGCGACACGUCACAUCACGUCACGCGAGAGGGGGUCGAUCUGAGGCUGCAGAUGAAAGUGUGAGACGCAAAGGGUUUCUUGGGGCGUACGGUGCCCACGUCUGAAUGGAGAAGCGCCUUCCGUGAAUGUAUGCAUUUGUGUAGCGAGAAUGGAUUGCUCCUGGAUGCUUCGCCACGUCUCAUUCGCUUUUCUGUUGUUAUUUGUUGGCCGCGGUCUGUGUUCUAACGAUGAGACCCGGCUGGUGAAGGACCUGUUCAAAGACUACAACAAAGUGGUUCGGCCCGUCAACCAUUUCAAAGAUUCUGUGGUGGUGACCGUGGGGCUGCAACUCAUUCAGCUCAUCAGUGUGGAUGAAGUGAAUCAGAUUGUCACCAGCAACGUACGGCUUAAGCAGCGCUGGAAGGAUGUCAAUCUGCUGUGGAAUCCUGAUGAUUAUGGCGGCAUUAAGAAAAUACGUAUCCCCUGCACUGAUAUCUGGAGACCUGACUUGGUACUCUAUAACAAUGCAGACGGUGACUUUGCCAUUGUUCACGAGACCAAGGUUCUUCUGGAGCACACAGGCCUGGUGACGUGGAACCCUCCGGCCAUCUUUAAGAGCUACUGUGAGAUCAUCGUGCUCCACUUCCCCUUCGACCUGCAGAACUGCAGCAUGAAGCUCGGCACCUGGACCUACGACGGCCUGCUGGUGGUCAUCAACCCGGACAGUGACCGUCCGGACCUGAGUAACUUCAUGGAGAGUGGGGAGUGGGUGAUGAAGGACUACCGCAGCUGGAAGCACUGGGUCUACUAUGCCUGUUGCCCGGAUACGCCCUACCUGGACAUCACCUACCACUUCCUCAUGCUCAGACUGCCGCUGUACUUCAUCGUCAACGUCAUCAUUCCCUGCAUGCUCUUCAGCUUCCUCACUGGACUAGUGUUCUACCUGCCCACCGACUCAGGUGAGAAGAUGACCCUGAGUAUCUCCGUCCUGCUGUCUCUGACUGUGUUCCUGCUGGUGAUCGUGGAGCUCAUCCCCUCCACGUCCAGCGCUGUGCCCCUGAUCGGGAAGUACAUGCUCUUCACCAUGGUCUUCGUCAUCGCCUCCAUCAUCAUCACCGUCAUCGUCAUCAACACACACCACCGAUCCCCCAGCACACACACCAUGCCACAGUGGGUCCGCACGGUCUUCAUCGACACCAUUCCCAACCUCAUGUACUUCUCCACCAUGAAGCGUCCCUCUGAGGAGCGUCGGGACAAGCAGAUCUUCCAGAAUGACAUCGACAUCUCGGAAAUCUCCGGAAAGCUGGGGCCCACCUCCGUCACCUACCAGUCACCCAUUAUCAAGAAUCCCGACGUCAAGAGCGCCAUAGAAGGCGUCAAGUACAUCGCAGAGACCAUGAAGGGCGACGAAGAGUCCAACAACGCUUCGGAGGAGUGGAAGUUCGUUGCCAUGGUGAUGGACCACAUUCUGCUGUGUGUGUUCAUGGCUGUGUGUAUCAUCGGGACAAUGGGUGUGUUUGCCGGUCGUCUGAUCGAGCUGCACAUGCAGGGUUGAGAGUCUGGAGGCCCGAGCGAAAGCCUGGGCCUGGAGUACCUGUUCCACCUCCACAGGCUCACUCUGCCUGGGGGACUUGAGGGCUGGGUGUUCCCCUGUUCACAUGGAUGUGUUUUGAUUCCCAGAUGUACUGCAUGUCACUCUCUGUCUCUGCCAGUCAGUCUUUCAGCCCAGACAGUCUGUCACCCCUACGUUUGUACACACACACACACACACACACACACACACACACACACACACACACACACACACACAC